This is a messenger RNA of Callithrix jacchus (white-tufted-ear marmoset), 574 nucleotides long. Lineage: Eukaryota; Metazoa; Chordata; Mammalia; Primates; Cebidae. The record is from RefSeq and is a predicted model, not a curated record.
UCCAUUGGAACUCAGGAAUUGAGUAGUUUCGGAUCCAUUUUGGGGGUGGAUUUCUCUCUGUCCAGAACAUACCACUUGUUACCUGGAACCUAGGAACAAAAAGGUUAAGAUAAUUUGAUAUCAUCUUCCUCUCUGGGCUCGGACCGACAACAUGGCCAAACGUACCAAGAAAGCUGGGAUCGUCAGUAAAUACGGGACCCGCUAUGGGCCCCUCCAGAAAAUGGUGAAGAAAAUUGAAAUCAGCCAGCAUGCCAAGUACACUUGCUCUUUCUGUGGCAAAACCAAGACGAAGAGACGAGCUGUGGGGAUCUGGCACUGUGGUUCCUGCAUGAAGACAGUGGCUGGCGGUGCCUGGACGUUUAGUACCACUUCCACUGUCACAGUAAAGCCUGCCAUCAGAAGACUGAAGGAAUUGAAAGACCGGUAGAUGCUCCUCUGCUCUUUGAGACAUCACUGGUCUAUAAUAGAUGGGUUAAUUUAUGCAAUUAAAAAAAAAAGAUAAUUUGAUAUCUUUUGAUACUUACAUAUAAAUCCAUAGAAAUAAAUAAAUAAAUCUGUAUAAAUAAACCAAAUA